This is a messenger RNA of Drosophila teissieri, 1548 nucleotides long. RefSeq names its product periodic tryptophan protein 1 homolog (gene nclb). The transcript has a single exon. Gene Ontology annotation, cellular component: nucleus. Gene Ontology annotation, biological process: rRNA processing. Gene Ontology annotation, molecular function: protein binding. NCBI's taxonomy places the organism in Eukaryota, Metazoa, Arthropoda, Insecta, Diptera, Drosophilidae. The record is from RefSeq and is a predicted model, not a curated record. Bases 82 to 1461 code for a protein of 459 amino acids.
GGUCACACUACCCGGCUCGUUUGAACUGCACGUGUUGACUAUUUCGUUAGGUAGUGCAAACUGAGUUGAAAUUUACCCAUAAUGGCUGAGGAAGGACCACCAGAGCCGAGCAUUGACUUUGUCCCAGCUCUUUGCUUCGUACCACGCGGCGUGGCCAAGGAUCGCCCCGACAAGAUCGUGCUGACGCAGGCGGAGCUGGCCAGGAUUAUCGGUGAUACGCAGCAGGAAUUGGACGAGGAGAGCGCCGACGAGGAGGAGGAUGGCGAAAAUGACGCGGAGGACCAUAACGACAUGGAUGUGGACGACCACGAGGAUGCCAACAGUGAGAACCGCAAUCCGCAGGACGAGUUCCAAUUCCAGGAGUAUGACAACGAGGCGAAUGCCAAUGUCACCAGUCUGGCCAACAUCGUGGACGCUGGCGAGCAAAUCCCCGAUGAGGACGAAGACUCGGAGGCCGAGGACGAGGUGAUCAAGCCCAGCGACAACCUUAUUCUGGUGGGUCACGUGCAGGACGACGCCGCUUCCAUGGAGGUGUGGGUGUUCAACCAGGAGGAGGAGGCUCUCUACACCCAUCACGAUUUUCUGCUGCCCAGCUUUCCCUUGUGCAUUGAGUGGAUGAAUCACGACGCGGGCAGCGAAAAGGCGGGCAACAUGUGCGCCAUCGGCUGCAUGGAUCCGAUCAUCACCAUCUGGGAUUUGGACAUCCAGGACUCUAUCGAGCCCACCUUUAAGCUGGGUUCUAAGGGCAGCCGCAAGCAGAACAAGGAGCAGUUUGGACACAAGGAUGCCGUGCUGGAUCUCUCUUGGAACACCAACUUUGAGCAUAUUCUGGCCAGCGGCUCUGUGGACCAAACUGUAAUUCUGUGGGACAUGGACGAGGGCCAGCCUCAUACCACCAUUACUGCCUUUGGUGAAAAGGUUCAGUCGCUGGAAUUCCAUCCGACAGAGGCCCAAAGCAUCCUAACCGGCUGUGCCGAUGGAUUUGUGCGACUCUUCGAUUGCCGCGACUCUGAAGGCGUCAACUCGUCCAGCAUUCAGUGGAAAGUUGACGGUGAGGUGGAGAAGGUCCUGUGGCAUCCCACUCAGAACGACUACUUCAUCGUGGGCACCAACGAUGGCAGCUUGCACUACGCCGACAAACGUUCUCCUGGCCAGCUGCUGUGGUCCGUAAAGGCCCACAACGAAGAAAUCUCCGGUGUGUGUUUCAACAACCAGAUGCCCAAUCUGCUGACCUCCACCUCCACGGAAGGCACCCUGAAGGUGUGGAACUUUGAUGGCACAGAGGCAAAGCACGUCUACGAGCACGAGUUCAACAUGGGCCGCUUGCAGUGCAUGCGCCAGUGCCCCGAAGAUCCCUACACCCUGGCCUUUGGCGGGGAGAAGCCUCCGCGCUGCGCGAUCUUUAACAUCAAGAACUCGAUAGCCGUGCGCCGGACGUUUGGAAUCGCUGACGCGGAGUAGGUAAAUCGUCCAGAUACGUAUUUAUCUGUGUAUAUCUAUGCUUUAUAUGACUUUUAAAUAAAUAUGAAUUAAAUGUAAGGACCCUAA